CCUCAACCUCCGACUCUAAUUCGCAUCCACUCCCCUUGUUCAUUGUGCCAUACCGUUCCGAGACCCCACUUCUCCGCAAUAUCAUAAAGAACCCUCGCCCACCAUGAACCACCUUCCUCAAGCCUGGGGCCGUCCAAGGGACGACGUCUACGGUGCUUACGACCCCUCACAUUUCCAGAAUGCAGCUCCCAACCAGCAUACUCAAAGUCCCAUCGUGACCGGAACCUCAGUCGUAGCAGCAAAGUUCAAGGAUGGUGUAGUCAUUGCAGCAGACAACUUAGCAUCAUACGGCUCGCUCGCCCGCUUCACCGACGUCAAGCGCCUCCGAAAAUUCAACGACGAGGUCGUCGUCGGCUUCGGCGGCGAUGUGUCCGACAUGCAGUACCUGGACCGUCUCCUCAACUCCCUUGACAUCCGCGAGAACUAUUCCAACACCGAAUCCUCACUCAACGCCAAGAACCUGCACACCUACCUCUCUAAAGUCAUGUACAAGCGACGAUCCGACUUCAAUCCACUGUGGAACCACCUGCUCAUCGCCGGGCUGGAUGGAGAUGCCAAGCCGUUCCUCGCGAGCGCGGAUCUGCUAGGCACGACAUUCUCGUCGCCGACGCUAGCUACGGGCUUUGGAGCGCAUUUGGCGCAACCAAUUAUGCGGAGGACGAUUCCAGAUGAGGCGGCCGUGCAGAAUGUGAGCAAGGAUGACGCUAUCAGUUUGGUCAAGGAGUGUAUGAAGGUGCUGUUCUACAGGGAUGCGAGGAGUAUGGACAAGUAUUCGAUUGCUAUCAUCACGAAGGCAGGCGUGGAGUUGACCGAGGAUGAGAGGCUGGAGAACCAGAGCUGGGCAUUUGCGGAGUCCAUUAGGGGUUAUGGAACGCAGGUCAACUAGCCUGCCGAGAAGAUGAAGUUGGAGCUGCGGGCAUGGUGGUGCAUGGAGUCUAGGCCAAUGACUUAAGGUAUUUUGGGAACCGAUGAGCUAGAUCACGG
Messenger RNA from Lindgomyces ingoldianus, 984 nucleotides. RefSeq names its product proteasome endopeptidase complex, beta subunit. Bases 104 to 886 code for a protein of 260 amino acids. Lineage: Eukaryota; Fungi; Ascomycota; Dothideomycetes; Pleosporales; Lindgomycetaceae. The record is from RefSeq and is a predicted model, not a curated record. Gene Ontology annotation, cellular component: proteasome core complex. The transcript has 3 exons.